Molecule: messenger RNA, 1536 nt
Organism: Cheilinus undulatus (humphead wrasse)
Lineage: Eukaryota; Metazoa; Chordata; Actinopteri; Labriformes; Labridae
Exons: 11
Coding region: 11-1495 (494 amino acids)
Biological process (GO): proteolysis
Cellular component (GO): cytosol
Molecular function (GO): metallodipeptidase activity
Source: RefSeq, a predicted model, not a curated record
UUCUCCACAGAUGAAUCUUCCGGUCGUUCCCGUCCUCCUCCUCGUCUUCUCCACUGUCCGUGCUUUCCAGUACACUGAGCUGGCACAGUACGUGGACACCCAUCAGGAGGAAUAUGUGGAGGCUCUGCGGGACUGGGUAUCAGUGGAAAGUGAUUCCAGUAACGUCAUGAAGAGAUCAGACCUCCACCGCAUGAUGGAGAUGACGGCUGAGAAGCUGAGGAUGAUGGGAGGGACGGUGGAGAUGGUGGAAAUUGGAGAGCAAGAACUUCCUGAUGGGCAGACGUUGACGUUGCCCAAAGUGGUGACGGCUCAGUUUGGAAACGAUCCAAACAAAAACACAGUGUGUGUGUACGGACAUGUGGACGUCCAACCAGCAAAGCUAGAAGAUGGCUGGGCAACAGAUCCAUACAACCUGACUGAGAUCAACGGUAACCUUUACGGGAGAGGAGCGUCAGACAACAAGGCCCCAGUUUUAGCCUGGAUCCAUGCUGUGGGGGCCUACCAGGCCCUUAGCAUGGAGCUGCCAGUGAAUGUAAAGUUUGUCAUCGAGGGCAUGGAGGAGACCGGCUCUAACGGCCUGGACGCCAUGAUCCUGGCCCAGAGGGACACCUUCUUCACUGACGUGGACUACAUCAUCAUCUCGGACUGUGGCUGGCUCAGCAGACGGCCCGCUCUCACCUAUGGCACCAGAGGAAACUGCUACUUCUUUGCUGAGGUUGAAGGACCUAAACAGGACCUGCACUCAGGUGUUUAUGGAGGCACUGUGAUCGAACCAAUGACUGACCUUAUUGGGAUUCUGGACACUCUGAUAAACCCCAGUGGUAAGAUCCUCAUUCCUGGAAUCCGUGAGGCUGUGGCUCCUCUCUCUGAUGAGGAGUGGAGGAUGUACCAGGAUAUCCAGUUUGACAUCGAAAACUACAAGAACAAGAUAGGUGUCAGCCAGCUCAUGUACACCAACAAGGUGGAUUUGUUAGCUCACAUGUGGCGUUAUCCCACCGUUUCCAUCCAUGGCAUUGAGGGAGCUUUCUCUGACCCUGGCACCAAGACCGUCAUCCCUGCUAAGGUUACUGCUAAGUUCUCCAUCAGACAAGUUCCUGACAUGGACCCUGCUAUGGUGAAGAAACAGGUAACAGACUACCUCCACUCAGUCUUUGCCAAGAGGAAGAGUCCCAACAGGCUGAAGGUUACCAUGGUGAUCGGGGCCAAGCCUUGGCUGGCUGACACGAAGCAUCCUCUGUACGAGGCUGGCAAGGCUGCCAUCAAGAGAGUCUUUAACGUAGAUCCUGAUCUGAUCCGUGAGGGUGGAACCAUCCCGAUCGCCAGAACCUUCAAGGAUGUGACGGGAAAAAGCAUCAUCAUGAUGCCUAUUGGUGGAUUUGACGAUGGUCUGCACUCCCAGAAUGAGAAAAUGAGCAGGUACAACUACAUUGAGGGGACCAAGUUAUUCAUUUCCUACUUACAUGAGGUUUCCCAGAUUCAGAAGACCAGUGUGUGAUGAUCAACGACCUCUGGACUGCUGACAGCCGUCUGACUCAA